UCCGCACUCUCUCCACACUACCGCGGGGAAUCGAAUUCGAGCUCCUUCUCCGUCGACUGACCGACAACGAGCUGGUCAAGAGGCAAAGCAUUCAUUUUGUCAAUCCGCGAUCCUACCCCCUUUUCCAGCACGUCCUGAAUCCCACCUUCCGCGGUCUCCUUCUACAAGUCUACACGGUCGCCACGAUGCGCCUCUCUCUCGAUCGCCUCCUCCUUCUCCUCUUCCUCGCCCUCACCCCCGCCAACGCCAUCGGCCUCUCAUGUAUUAAAGUCGCCUCCGCACUAGUCGGCCGGCCGAGCCACUUGUUCGACCUCUUCCAGACCGAAAUCUGUGAACGAGGCUGUCAACCGACCAUCCCCCACUGGGACCUCUGGACUCGCAACAACAGCUUCGUCCCCGCCGUGCGCAGCCUGAUGAAGCGCAUGAAUGUCCCACACAAAGAAGAGGCAUUGCUCAAGAUGGGCGACGAUGUCGCGACCAUCAUCAAAGACCAGUGCGGGCCGAUGCUGGGUGGACGACACAUUUGCUCGGAUCCGGUGACACUGGCGGACUUUGGCAAUUGCUUUAAGCGCUACUUCUUCAAAGCGUCUCUUAAGCAUAUUCCCAUUCUAUUGCCCAUGGCUUCGGAUGCGGCGUGCAAGGAACAAUAUCAGUAUCUACAGGGGGAUGAAUUGUGGGAUGUGACGAUUCCGAAUAACAUGCGCGAGUAUGCGAGCGUGUGCAAUCAGUUGGAGUCGGAGUCGGAGUCGAUGCCGAGGCAGGAAGUAGAGGAGGAAGAAGUGAAGCAUGAGGACUUGUAAUUUAUUGUUCAUAUAUUCUUUAUAUAUCACCACAUAUGAGAAACCAUUUCGAAUCACUUCUCAUCUAGUUCUU
Molecule: messenger RNA, 873 nt
Organism: Penicillium brasilianum
Lineage: Eukaryota; Fungi; Ascomycota; Eurotiomycetes; Eurotiales; Aspergillaceae
Source: the annotation of a GenBank genome assembly